Molecule: messenger RNA, 1399 nt
Organism: Raphanus sativus (radish)
Lineage: Eukaryota; Viridiplantae; Streptophyta; Magnoliopsida; Brassicales; Brassicaceae
Product: mitogen-activated protein kinase kinase kinase 20
Exons: 1
Coding region: 68-1384 (438 amino acids)
Biological process (GO): protein phosphorylation
Molecular function (GO): protein kinase activity; ATP binding
Source: RefSeq, a predicted model, not a curated record
UAAAUACCCGUCGUGUGUCCUUAACAAUUUACACACGAAAGUUAGUUAGCAAACCAAAGCAGCACACAUGGAGAAACAGAGCAUCACAAACUCUUCUUGGAUACGAGGUUCUUAUAUCGGAAGAGGAUGUUUCGGAACAGUAAGCAAAGCCGUGAGCAAACUCAACGGUAGAGUUUUCGCCGUUAAGUCAGUAGACCUCGCCACGUGUCUCCCUUCUCAAUCCGAGUCCCUUGAGAACGAGAUCACACUCCUCCGCUCUCUCGAGCCUCACCCGCACAUCGUGACGUUCCUCGGCGAUGACGUGUCAAAAGAAGGAACGUCGUCGUUUCGUAACCUCCACUUGGAGUAUUUACCCGAAGGUGACGUGUCUAACGUCGUCAGCGACGAAACGCUCCUCCGCCGUUACGUCUGGUGCCUCGUGUCCGCUCUCCGUCACGUCCACUCUAACGGAAUCGUUCACUGCGACGUGAAAGCGAAGAACGUCCUCGUCGCCGACGGCGGAGGAUCGGUGAAGCUUGCGGACUUCGGAUCGGCGAUGGAGAUGGAGAAACCGGCGCCGCCGCGUGGGAGUCCGCUCUGGAUGGCGCCGGAGGUGGUGAGGAGGGAGUACCAGGGACCGGAGAGCGACGUGUGGUCUCUCGGCUGCACGGUCGUCGAGAUGCUCACCGGGAAACCGGCGUGGGAAGAUCACGGUUUCGACUCGCUGAGUCGGAUCGGGUUUUCGAACGAGUCGCCGUUUGUUCCAGCAGGGAUCUCCGAGCUCGGCCGCGAUUUCUUGGAGAAAUGCUUGAGACGAGAUCGGAGUCGGAGGUGGAGCUGCGAUCAGCUUCUCGAGCAUCCGUUUCUACGUCGAGUUCAUCAUCAUGACUCGUUUUUAACCACCGAGUCAUCUCCGCGUUGCGUUUUGGACUGGGUCAACUCGGAGUUCGAAGGAGAAGAGAGCAAUACGGUCUCAGCGAUGGCAAGAAUGAGUAAAUUAGCGACGAGGGAAGGGGCAAUUUGGGAAUCAAACGGUUGGAUUGAGGUUAGAAGCGAUGCUUCCGAAGAGUUAGCGGAAAAAUUGGAAUAUCCGGUUUCAACAAGGGCUGAAUUGCAAUUAAACAUAUCAUCGGUGUCUAGUGAUGAUUCUGUUUCACCGUCCGGAAGUGAAGAAUCGGCGUCGGUGAUGACGUGUGAAGUAUCGUUGGUGUUAUUAUUGGUGGUAGAGAAUAUUCAGAUAUAUGCCACGUUUUACAUUCGUAUUAUUGUCCGUAUGCUAUAUUGUUGUUGUUGUUAUCAUCAUCAAAGUAGUAAUAAUAAGAAGUUGCGAAAAUAUCUAUCUUUCAUUCUCAGCCUUAACUUUUUGUUCGUUAUUGCAUGUGAUUCGGAUCGGUCUAUCUCUUGAAAACUCUUACGUGAU